CAAAGUGGCAAAUGUUCUCCAAGAAAUGCUUCGCGUUUAAAAUACCAAACUGUAGUCGGGCGGUAAUGCAAAUGAAUGAAACCACUGGCGGACGACUAGGAACGUGUUUAUAGUCGCCUACGAAUUUUUCGGACACAUACUAGUGCCAUCUUGUAGGGGUUAGAGGAAUUAAUCAGCCCGCAAGUAUGCGUGUCCCACUUAAUGAAAUCUUUUUCUCAGGUUUUCGCACUCGAAAGUUGGAGUGCGGACGUUACUCAUGAGGCCGGCCGGGCCUCACAGGAGGAAAUAUGGUACCUCUAAAACUGAUAAGAAUGCUACCGCACCCUUUGACUAUUAGCGACAAGUAAAUUCUGUCUUUUUUUUUACCCAUGCACAUCUCGUAGGCAUUUCAUUGUAUUCUUAUUUUUUUUUUCAGAUUCACAAGGCGGGAAAACUAAGACAGGGUCGGACUCAGACGGGAUGGGCGAACAAACUACGGCACGUCCUGAAGAGCCAAAGCCAAAGCCAGGGCCAAAGACGCCGCCGCCCAAGCCGAAGUCAACUACGCCUACAACCACCACUACUUCGACAUUGCCACCGAAGAUAUUCACCUGCACGUACGCCGAGCUGGGUGUGCUGAACAUCAUGGUGCCUCCGGACGGCGUUUGCGACAUCAUAUUCUUCACGGACGUCUACUACGACGAGUACACCAAGAGCAUAAUGCCCCAGUACUCACUCAUGGCUUACGAAGUGAUCUUGAACAAGACCAAGAAGUACACAUCUACCCAGUUCGGUACUUCCAUGGCAACGGGGUGA
Dermacentor andersoni is the source of this 795-nucleotide messenger RNA. RefSeq lists its product as uncharacterized. NCBI's taxonomy places the organism in Eukaryota, Metazoa, Arthropoda, Arachnida, Ixodida, Ixodidae. The record is from RefSeq and is a predicted model, not a curated record.